AUGAUGACCGAAUGUAAAGUCCCUGUAUUUGUCAGUCCCCAAUCGUUAACUUUUAGUCUGGAGGACAAGCAAUCUCACAGGCAAAUAAUUACGCUAUUUAAUCCAUACGACUUUCCAGUCAGGUUCAAAGUUUUUUGUACGUGCACAAAAAAGUAUACUGUAGUUGAACCAGAAGGUUCAAUAAGUGCCAGUUCUCGAGUGGAUAUAGUUGUCAGACACAAUGCUCCUGCGCCAGCAUUCUGCGACAUCAGAGAUAAAUUCCGAAUACAAAUGCAAUAUUAUACGACCAAAAAAGUCAUUGGAUACAAAGAUGUUGAAACAAUAUUAGUAAGGUCUUCCGAAAAUUUUGAGCUACCAGCUGAAAAUUUUAAGCAAUUACUCAGAAGUGAUAUAUCCGUUGAUAACUAUGAUAAUGAAUCUGAAAUAAGACAAAACUGUAAUACAAAUACUCCAGGACCAAAUCUCACAACUCUAUUUAUGGCUGGUGUAUGUAUUUGCGGAUUACUUUUACCAUCAUCUGAAGAUUCAGACAUUCUGAAUUUUCGUAUUUCUUUCAAUUUAAAAUUAGCAUUAGCUUUUGUUUUGGGUAUGACUACAAUAACAAUAUUACAACAUCAAUAA
Molecule: messenger RNA, 621 nt
Organism: Macrosiphum euphorbiae (potato aphid)
Lineage: Eukaryota; Metazoa; Arthropoda; Insecta; Hemiptera; Aphididae
Source: the annotation of a GenBank genome assembly